This is a messenger RNA of Sorghum bicolor (sorghum), 2880 nucleotides long. RefSeq names its product zinc finger MYM-type protein 1. The transcript is spliced from 4 exons. The coding region runs from base 1 to 2880 and encodes 959 amino acids. The record is from RefSeq and is a predicted model, not a curated record. Lineage: Eukaryota; Viridiplantae; Streptophyta; Magnoliopsida; Poales; Poaceae.
AUGCUGAUUUUGAUAGCUAACGUUUUGACUCCACGUAAGCAACCUGAGCCACCACAGUUGUGGGGAGCAGAGGGUCAUUAUGAUCGAGACAGUGUGGCAGUCACGCAACGCACGGGCAUACUACCUAGUCAAGUAAAAAGAUUGAAAGAUGUUGAUUUGAAGUCUUUGUGGACUAGAGCAGCAAAGAAACCAAAAUCAUCUAUAGCUAGUAACUCGACACCGGUAUUGCAAACAGUGGAAAGCAACAUUCAAAGUGAUUUCCCUUCUGUGCAAUUGCAUCCAGAACCUGAGACAACAAGCACAGAGCCUCAAGUUAUGGGAGAUCCAAUGCCAACAACGGGAGUAGAAGAAGAUCAACAUGAGAGAACUAAUGAUGAAUUUGAUGAUUAUGAAUUCAGUGAAGAGGCAUUUUAUGAUGUUAAUUGGCUUCCACAUGAUCCUGGGGAGAGGAUUCCCAUAUCAAGUUAUAAUCCAAAUGACCAAGCUGAUGUGAGGAAAAGAUAUAUUGCAUUGGGGCCAUGUCAACCUCGAGGACAUGAUUUUCCAAGAAAAGAUAUUGGAGGUAAACGUCGCUUUGUACCUAGUUGGUUUGAUACAUAUGGUUGGCUUGAGUACAGUGUAAAACUAGAUGCUGCAUUUUGCUUUAUCUGCUAUCUGUUCAAGAGUAAAACAGCUAAAGGUGGAAAUAGUUUUGUGGAUGGAGGCUUCAGGCUUUGGAAUCAUACAAAGAAAUUUGACAAACAUGCUGCUUGCAAGUCACACUGUUUAGCUCAAGAAAAAUUUGAUAAGUUCUCUGUAAAUGGAACAUCAAUUUCAAAUACUUUAGUGAAGAGAACCACACAAGAGAAAGUUAUUUACAAAGCACGUUUGAGUUAUUCACUUAAGUGCUUGAGGUUUCUUUUGAGACAAGGGUUAGCAUGUCGUGGUCAUGAUGAAAGUGAGGAGUCUCUUAACAAAGGAAAUUUUUUGGAACUUCUCAAUUGGCUAGCAGAAAAUUUUGAGGAUGUUAAUAGGGUUGGUCUAAAGAAUGCUCCAAAGAACAACAAGCUGACAUCCCCUAGGAUACAAAAGGAGCUCAUCAACUGUUGUGCUAAAGAGACAACUAAACUUAUCAUAGAUGAUCUUGGUGAUGACUACUUUGCAAUACUUGCGGAUGAAUCUAGUGAUGUGUACCAAAAGGAGCAGUUAGCCCUUUGCCUACGAUAUGUUGAUAAGAAGGGACAGGUUGUUGAGCGAUUUCUUGGUGUUGUCCAUGUGGGGGACACUACCUCUGCCACCCUUAAACUUGCUAUUGAGACUUUACUUAUGGAACAUUCAUUGAGCUUGUCUAGAAUUAGAGGGCAGGGCUAUGAUGGGGCUAGCAACAUGAAGGGUGCAGUUAAUGGUCUGAAAAAACUGAUAAUGGAUGAGUCUCCCUCUGCUUAUUAUAUUCAUUGUUUUGCACAUCAGCUUCAGUUAACCCUUGUGGCUGUUGCUAGGGAGAACCAAGAUUGCAAAUGGUUUUUUGAGCAACUUGGUUUGUUGUUGACUGCCAUUGGAAACUCUUAUAAGAGGUUGCAACUGCUUCGAGCUGCUCAAGCUGAAGAGGUUAUUAAAGCAUUAGAGUUGGGUGAAAUUGAAAGUGGUCGUGGUCUGAAUCAAGAGAUGGGGUUAGCUAGGCCAGCUGAUACUCGUUGGGGAUCUCACUACAAAACGAUACAUCAUGUUAUUCUUAUGUAUCGUUCAAUCCGACGGGUACUUCAACAAAUUGGAGAUGAUCCUGAGUACAAUGAAUCUUCGAAAGCUCAAACAGCAUUGAAUUCUUUUGAGUCAUUUGAAUUUGUGUUCCUUGCACAUUUGCUGGACACCAUACUUGGGUACACGGAUGACUUGAAUUGUGCUUUGCAAAAGAGAGAUCAAGAUAUUCUUAAUGUUGUUUCACUCAUAUCUUUGACAAAAACUCAACUUGAGUUGCUGCGGCAGGAUGAUGGAUGGGAGAGAUUUCUUGCUGAUGUCACUUCUUUUUGUGUGAAGCGCAAAAUUGUAGUUCCUAAAAUGGAUGGCAGAUACAAGUCAGUUGGAAGAUCAAAGAGGUACUAUGUCAAACUCACAAAUUAUCAUCGUUUUAAAGUUGACAUGUUUCUGGGUGUCAUUGAUAGACAGCUUAAAGAACUCAAUGAUAGAUUUGAUGAGGUAAACACUGAUCUGCUGAUUUGCAUGUCAACAUUCAGUCCUAAAGAUUCAUUUGCUUCUUUUGACAAGGACAGCUUAGUAAAACUCGCAAAGUUUUAUCCCAAGGACUUCCUAAGCACUGACUUGAGGCGUCUAACGUAUCAGCUUGAUAGGUUUAUUAUUGAUAUGCGUGGUGAUGAAAGAUUUAGCAAUGUCAAAAGCGAUAUUGACCGGUGCUCGGUGUACGUAUCGCUGGCACCUGGUAUGGACCAUCCUGCAGGGAUGGACCCAUCGGAGGGCGAAGCUGGUCGGUGUCCUCAAUACACCAGCAGCGAAGAAUAUCAGAACCGACCAGCACCGACCACCGAGGACAGGGUGGCAGGGAAGAGGCCAAUGGCCGUGGAACCAUCCCCCAUGGAGGCGUUGCUGGCGGAGACCAGCCAGGCCCCGAAGCGUCGUCGACUCGUGAGGAUUGCUGACGACGAGGAAGAAGAGGAAGAGGCUGCACCGUCCUUGGUCCGAAGGCCACGCAGUCGGCGUGACAUUGCGCCGAUCGAUGCUGGUCGGGUGACCAGUGAUCCUCCUGCUCCGCACACCGAGCCGACACGACUUGGAGGGGCAGAGGCAGCAGUGGCGACUGGGAGGACCAGGCGGAGGUUCUUCGCACCAACACACAGACACUCUGACCUUGCGGCAUCGGACGUUGAUCCGAGCAACGUCGCCGGCUAG